Molecule: messenger RNA, 645 nt
Organism: Sphaeroforma arctica JP610
Lineage: Eukaryota; Ichthyosporea; Ichthyophonida
Product: methylase
Exons: 4
Coding region: 1-645 (214 amino acids)
Biological process (GO): methylation
Cellular component (GO): eRF1 methyltransferase complex
Molecular function (GO): S-adenosylmethionine-dependent methyltransferase activity; nucleic acid binding; protein methyltransferase activity
Source: RefSeq, a predicted model, not a curated record
AUGUUACCUACGCCUGAUGUCGGCCAUCUGAAACGGCAGGACUUCGAUUUUGUCUAUGAACCAGCGGAAGACACUUUUCUAUUCCUGGACGCUCUCGAGAAAGAUCGAGGUUACUUGCUGGAGAGAAGUCCGAAAAUUGGUCUUGAGGUGGGAAGUGGAUCCGGUACAGUCAUUACCUUUUUAGCUACGGUGCUAGGAAAAAGCGAGCUGGCAUACUUCGCCACGGAUUUGAACGAUAAAGCAGCAGCAGCUACAUACACCACCGGUCGGAGAAAUAACGUAGCGGUAGAGGUGUUGCGCACGGACUUGCUGGACGGCGUAUUAGAUAGACUUGGUGGGCAAGUAGACGUGCUUCUAUUCAACCCACCGUACGUACCCACACCGCCAGAAGAGGUCGGCAGCACUGGUAUCGAAGCAUCGUGGGCUGGCGGUAAAGACGGGCGAGAAGUGACGGACCGACUUCUCCCUCUGGUUCCUCGGUUGUUGUCAGAAACGGGUGUCUUCUACCUGGUAGUGCUGCCGGAGAACAAGCCUGACGAAAUCACUGAGAUUUUGGAAAAGCUUGGGUUGUGUUGUAUGUGUGAAGUGCUGACACGCAAGAGUGGGCCAGAGAGACUGAGCAUUUUAAGAUACACACGACAGUAG